Molecule: messenger RNA, 1290 nt
Organism: Geodia barretti
Lineage: Eukaryota; Metazoa; Porifera; Demospongiae; Tetractinellida; Geodiidae
Source: the annotation of a GenBank genome assembly
AUGGUCGUAUACACCAACUCGCCGAAAGUCAUCGAGGGCCGCCGCGGCGUGCUGGAAUUCCUGCUCAUCAACCACCCGCUCGACUGUCCCAUCUGCGACCAGGCCGGCGAGUGCGGCUUGCAGGACUACUACAUGUCAUACGGCCUGUACCAGAGCCGUUUCCAGGAAGAAAAGGUGCACGGCCGCAAGGUGGUCGAUUUCGGCCCCGACGUCGUCUUCGACUCCGAGCGCUGCAUCCUGUGCACCCGCUGUGUGCGCUUCUGCGACGAGGUGACGCACACCAACGAGCUCGGCAUCUUCGAGCGCGGCGACACCGCCCAGAUCGCUCCACGUUUCCCGGCAAGCAACUGGACAACCCGUACGCCGGAAACGCCGUCGGUAUGCCCGGGCUGCUCGCGCGGCUGCAACAUCAACGUGCACCACCACGACGGCCGGGUGUACCGCCUGAAACCACGCCGCAACGAUGAAGUCAAUGACACCUGGAUGUGCGACGCCGGACGCUUCGGAUACAAGUCACUACACGAAAAUCGGCUGCUGGAAGCCGCCGUGCGGGACGAAACGGGCGAGUUGGCCCCAGCCCCAAUGCAAGAAGCUCUGGCGCACGCCGCUGACCUGCUGCGCGAUCGCAAUCCGGCCGCCAUUGCGGUGCUCGCCGCUCCGCAAGGCACCAAUGAGGACUGCUAUCUGUUGGCCAGACUGACCGCCGAGGUGCUGCCCGGAUGUGGGGUCACCGUGACCGCCGGUGAGUCGGGGGAUGAGGACGAUUUUCUGCUGCGCGCCGACAAGAACCCCAAUACCCGUGGCGCCCAGGACAUGGGCCUGCCGACCCCCGCAUCCCCGGACGAUCUGGCGCAACUGGCCGCCGCCAUUGAAGCCGGCGAAAUCGAAAUGUUGAUGGCCGUCGACGUUGAUCUCAAGGCCGUCUUUGGAGCCGAGACCUUCGCGCGCCUGGCGGCAAAAUUACAGGCUUUGAUCGUACAGGGAUCUGCCAUGCACCCAGGUAGCGAGGCGGCGCAGGUGCUGCUACCGUCAGCCGCAUACGUCGAACGCCACGGCACCUUCACCAAUUUUCAGGGCCGGAUUCAGCGCAUCAACGCCGCCUUUGCACCGCCGGGCGCCUCCCAACCGGCGUGGCGCAUAUACAGACGGCUUGCCAAUCUGCUCGGCGCCGACUGGAAUUACCCGAAUCACGAAGCGGUUUGGGGAGACAUCGCCGACACCGUUCCCGGUUACGGUGUCGAUUACGCCGCCAUCGGCGAACAGGGUUGCCUUAUUUCCAGCGAGAGUUGA